This is a messenger RNA of Harpia harpyja (harpy eagle), 1900 nucleotides long. It is a transcript of the gene MDH1B, whose product is annotated as malate dehydrogenase 1B. Gene Ontology annotation, biological process: tricarboxylic acid cycle; malate metabolic process; oxaloacetate metabolic process. Lineage: Eukaryota; Metazoa; Chordata; Aves; Accipitriformes; Accipitridae. Gene Ontology annotation, molecular function: L-malate dehydrogenase (NAD+) activity. The transcript is spliced from 10 exons. Bases 131 to 1609 code for a protein of 492 amino acids. The record is from RefSeq and is a predicted model, not a curated record.
GCUCUCGGCGGGCCUCGCGAGAGGGACGGCGCGGGCCGAGGGACAAACGGCCGUGGCGCGUGGCGCGUUGCUGGGCAACGCCACGCCACACCACGCCACGCCGAGGCGACCGUUGGAGGGUGCCGCGCGCAUGGCCAAGCUGGUGCUGGCAGGUAAGGCAAACUGCCCUUACUAUGCCAAAGCUGAACUCCUGGCUGACUAUCUCCAGGCUAACUUGCUGGACUUCAAGGUUCACAAGAUCACUCAGCACCCUGACAAAUGGGAGCAGUGGCUUCAUGACAUUUGUGAAAUGAAUGGAUGGGAACACAGACAGUCUCCCAUCAUUUGGAGAGAACUGUUGGACCGUGGAGGGAAGGGUCUGCUUCUGGGAGGAGUUAAUGAUUUUCUGGAAUAUGCUCAGCACCAUUACGGCAUCACCUCAAUGAUGUUGAGUGAGGAAAUGUUAGACAUUGCUGAGGAGAACCUGCAGGCGCAUAUUGAAAUUGAAAAAGAGGAGGAAGAGAUUAAAAGUCUUAUCAAGCCUUUGCAGAUCUGGAUCACCAGUGCAUCAGGACCAAUCUGUUAUCAGCUGAUCCCUCUGUUGGCAAAUGGAGAAGUGUUUGGGAUGACCACAGAAAUCAGUAUCCAUUUGCUUGACACUAGCCAGUUUAAGGAAGUUCUUUGCGGUAUUGUAAUGGAAGCUGAAGACAUGGCAUUCCCACUUCUCCGCAGUAUUUCAGAGCAUACUGAAAUAGAUGAGGCCUUUGUUCAAGCCGAUAUUAUCAUUGUUCUUGAUGAUGUCCUCUUAAACUGUGAAGCCCAAUCCCUUGAGAACUACAUCAGAGAAGUGAGUGAGAUCUGUCAAGUCUAUGCUCCCCUAAUUGAGAAGAAUGCCAAGAGUGAGGUCAGAGUAAUUUCAUCAGGAAAAACCUUUGUAAACCUUAAGGCGAUGAUGAUUAUGACAUACGGCCCAUCCAUUAAGCCUGAAAAUGUCAUUGCCAUUGCGACAUCCUGGGAAAGUGCGGCUAAAGCCAUGCUGGCCAGGAAGUUGAAUAUGAACGCAGCAGGAGUUAAAGACGUGAUUGUUUGGGGCAAUAUUACUGGCUGUAACUACAUUGAUUUGUCACAUGCAAAACUUUAUGGAUAUGACUGUGCUGUUUGGGGGCCAGCUAAUUUUCCACAUCCUUUGUUGAAUAUGAUUUAUGAUAGCAAAUGGAUCCAUUCAGAAUUUCAAUCUGCACAGAGUUCACUGAGCUCCCAGGUCUGUCAUUGUGUUGGAAUGUUACCUGCUCACGCAGUAGCCACUGUACUGAGAUACUGGUAUCAUGGCUCUCCUCCUGGAGACAUCGUUUCUGUGGGAAUACUUACUAAAGGUCAAUUUUGCAUUCCUGAAGGAAUUGUCUUCUCUAUGCCAGUGAGGUUCCAGAAUGGUAACUGGGAAGUCAUGACAGAAUUAGAAAUUAAUGAAACGACCCAAGAAGUUCUGGGACGCUUAGCCCAUGAGCUGAUUCAGGAAAAGCUCAUUGCCCUAAAGGAAAUAAAAGAAAUGCAUCCGUAUAGAGCUGAUAAAAUCACUAGUAAAAAAUAUUUGCAUCAAGAGAUGGAAACCUUGCCUACUGGCUCACUUUAGCCACAGUUGUCUGGAGGAGAAAAUGCUGGAAAUUCCCAUGCUAAAACAGUGUUUCCAUUGAUCAAAAGAGCAAAUUACAAAGAAAGGCUAAACAUUGUCAUAGCUUUUACAGUAUCUUCCUCAUCAAAAACCUGGAAAUCUGUAGGCAGAAAAAUAUUUCAAAAAUAGUGUGAACAUAACGUUUUUAAUCCGGAGACCAAAGUAAAAUUCCUACUGACUUUAAUGAGUCUAGGAUUUCAUUUACAUCCAACAACUUAUUUCUUCAGACCAAUAAACUGUUUCAAAAACAUU